UUCCUGUUUCAUUCGUUCAAGAUACUCUUCACAAACCUUACAAGCAGAAUCCUCAAGAUGGCAUUUUUCCAGAAACUAAUACAAAAAUUUACUGACGACAAGUCAAAAGACAAUGACAAGGGUAAAGAUUCUUCCAAAGGAAGUGCCCAGCCUUACUAUGGAACCAUCAAGCCAGAUCCUAACUUCAAUGCCAACAGAGAUGCUGCUGCUUUACAAAAAGCCAUUGAAACCAAAGGUGUGGAUGAGACUGCCAUCACAGAUAUUCUUGCCAGCAGAACUAAUGCACAGAGACAGGAGAUCAAAGCAGCCUAUGAACGGGACACUGGAAAAGACCUUGCAAAGACUUUGAAAUCAGUACUAAGGUCCCACUAUGAAGAUGUGGUCCUGGCCCUCUUGAUGACACCAGCCCAGUUUGAUGCCCAUGAGCUCAAGCAGGCCAUGAAGGGUUUGGGAACCAAAGAAAAGGUCCUAUGUGAAAUUCUUGGUACCAGAUCAAACCAGGAGAUAAGACUGAUUAAAGCUGCCUUCAAAGAAGCAUAUGGAGAGGAGCUGGAACAUGACAUUAAAGGGGACACGAGUGGAUGUUUUCAGACAGCCCUGCUUGCCCUAUGCAAGGCUACCAGAAGUGAGGACUCUAACAUUGAUGAUGGUCUGGCAAAAAGCGAUGCAAAGGCUCUCUUUGAAGCUGGGGAGAAAAGGUUGGGAACGGUGUCCUCUGUCUUCAUCGACAUUCUUACAUCCAGGAGCGAAGCUCAGCUGUGCAAAAUUUUCAAGCAGUAUGAAAAGAUUGGCACACAAGGCUUUAAUAAUGCAGUGGAGCAUGAACUCAGUGGCGACUUAGAGGACUGUCUCAUGACCCUAGUGAAGGCAGCCUGGAACAAGCCUGCAUACUUUGCUGAAAGGCUGCAUCUAGCUAUGAAGGGUGCAGGGACCAACUGCAGCACCCUGACCAGAGUUCUAGUGAGUCGCUCAGAGAAGGACCUGCUGAAAAUUAUACAGGAGUACAAAAGGAUUUAUGGCAAAACCCUUCAGGAAGCAAUUCUUGCUGAAACAAAGGGAGAUUAUGAGAAGAUUCUGCUGCUGCUCUGUGGGGAUCACUGAAGAGAUUUAGCCCUGUUUAUACACACAGGAAUUUACAUGGCACCUCCCUUUGCACACCACACUCAAUUAUGUAUCACUAAUGAUAAUGUAUUUGACAUCAGAAUAUAAUGAUUUUGAUACAGGGUUGAAAAUAAAAUUUAAAGCUGUAAUCGAUACACUCCUCUGGCUCUUCAAAGGGUCACUUAUUUGAGGUAUUUCAUGGAAACCACUGUAAGUAAUCAAAACUAGCCAUCAAAAUGCAGCUAUUUUUGUUCAGCGUAUAUCUUAAAUGCACUAUUUUAGAUCACCAUUUUGACAACUGCAAACUACAAUCUUUGGUUUUGAAAUAAGUUUUUUUUUAUCUGAGCCAAAUCACGUGGUAUUAUAUACAGAGCUCUAUAGUAACAAGUCAUUUUUAGAAACCAAAAUCUAUCAAAAAAAUUAUCUUAAUUUCAAAAUUUAAAAACUCAUUAAACCUGAAUGUGUAUUAUUGGUAUUGU
Molecule: messenger RNA, 1580 nt
Organism: Pygocentrus nattereri (red-bellied piranha)
Lineage: Eukaryota; Metazoa; Chordata; Actinopteri; Characiformes; Serrasalmidae
Product: annexin A1-like
Exons: 13
Coding region: 58-1101 (347 amino acids)
Biological process (GO): keratinocyte differentiation; negative regulation of T-helper 2 cell differentiation; cell surface receptor signaling pathway
Cellular component (GO): plasma membrane; cytoplasm
Molecular function (GO): calcium-dependent phospholipid binding; phospholipase A2 inhibitor activity; calcium ion binding
Source: RefSeq, a predicted model, not a curated record